Messenger RNA from Clonostachys byssicola, 1347 nucleotides. The record is from the annotation of a GenBank genome assembly. NCBI's taxonomy places the organism in Eukaryota, Fungi, Ascomycota, Sordariomycetes, Hypocreales, Bionectriaceae.
AUGAAGCUUCCAAUCAUUCUACUAGGAGCAGGCGUUGCCGCGACACAAGCUUGCCUACUCCCUCACGAGCUUGAGACUAGGGACCAUCAACGAGAGGCUCCAACAAGGAGAGCCUCUCCCAGCCGUCGCGAGGCCCAUGUGGAUUAUCCAAUUGGUACAGGUGACCGUUUCAAAGAUGGCACAGUUCCUGUUGGCCUUGGUGUAGAGGACCGUUCACUAGAGAGCAUUCUCAACAUUGACGAGGUUCAUUCAGCACUCAGGAGCCUAGCCAGUACCUACGACGGCGUCGAAGUCUUCUCGGCGCCCUUCCAGACGUUUGAGAACCGGACCGUCUACGGAGCUACGAUUGGGAAGGGAAGUCCUCGCGUGUUCAUCCAAGGUGGCCUCCACGCCCGAGAGCGCGGAAGCUCCGACAACGUCAUAUACGCAAUCUCAGAUCUGCUCCAUGCAAGCAAGACGGGGUCCGGUCUAACCUACGGCAGCAAGACCUUCUCCAACGAGCAGGUCAAGCAGGCUCUGUCGGCCGGCGCGGUCAUCCUGCCGCUCAACAACCCCGACGGCGUGCUCUACGAUGCCCAGACCAACACGUGCUGGAGGAAGAACCGCAACACGACCAGCAGCACCCCCGGCAGUCCCCGCACGGUCGGCAUCGACAUCAAUCGGAACUUUGACUUCAUCUGGGACUACCUGAAAUACUUCAGCCCCAAGGCCAAUCUGGGCUCUGCGGCCUCCGACAACCCAGCAUCCGAGAUCUUCCACGGUCUCAGCCCGGCGUCGGAAGCCGAGACGCGAAACACAGUCUGGGUGGAGGACUCGAACCCGGACCUGUCAUGGUACAUCGACGUCCACUCGUACGGCGGCGACGCCCUCUACGGCUGGGGCAUCGACGACAUGCAGACGGUAGACCCCACGAUGAACUUUGGCAACGCGUCGUACGACGGCAAGCGAGGCGUGCUGGGCGAGGACCCGCCCGACGCCGUCUACAAGGAGUACAUCGACCCCGAGAACCUGGCCGCGGGCAUCGCGACCACGGCGCGCCUCGCCGAGACCAUCACCAGCGCGGGCAGCAUCGAGUACGUGUCCCGGCAGAGCGUCUCGCUGUACCCGACGUCGGGCGGGUCCGGCGACUACACGCAGUCGCGGUAUUUGAAGAUCGAUCCGGGGACGCGCAUCAAGAGCAUCACGCUCGAGUUUGGGAAGGCGACGGACAGCGACGCGUGCCCGUUCUACCCGAACGACGAGGAGUUUCACAACAAUGUUCGACAGGUCUCGGCGGGGUUGGUCGAGCUGCUACUUGCGGAGGCGGAGGCAGGUUCGGCAUCGAAACGGAGGGGAGUCGAUGGGUAA